Brassicogethes aeneus is the source of this 2571-nucleotide messenger RNA. NCBI's taxonomy places the organism in Eukaryota, Metazoa, Arthropoda, Insecta, Coleoptera, Nitidulidae. The record is from the annotation of a GenBank genome assembly.
ACAGAUAUUAUUAUUAAGUAUUUGCAAUGCAUUAUCGCCAUUGGGAAUUUUUAGUUUCAAUGUAAGAUAGUUUAGUUAUUUAGCGCAAACAUGUUAAACAGACAACUGUGCUUAUUAUUGUUUACGAGUUUUCUUGGAGUGGCGCUAUGUGAUAAUUUUCAAUCCACCCUUGGCCAUAUAAAACCAAAGGUUUCUGUGUAUGAUCAAGAAAAUGCUGUUAAACAAUUAAUAAAAAGAAUCAUACCAGAUAGAUAUCAAGACUUUAUUGUGGAAGUCAACAAUGAAAUUGGAAAUGGAAACGAUGCUUUUAACAUUCAAAAAGUAAACGACAAAAUAAAAAUAACAGCUUCAACAGGAGUGGCAGUUGCAACUGGUUUUAACUAUUAUUUAAAGUACUUUUGCAAUAGCCAAGUAGCAUGGCAAGUAACAAGAAUAGAAAUACCAGAAAUAUUACCACAAGUCAACCUCACUAUUACGUUAAACGACAGAUUUCGCUAUUACCAAAAUGUUUGCACAACUGGGUAUAGCUUCGUUUGGUGGUCUUGGGAGCAAUGGGAAAAACAUAUCGAUUGGAUGGCUCUGAAUGCGUUUAAUUUAGUUCUGGCUUUCAAUGGACAAGAAGCUAUAUGGGACAGAGUCUACAGCAAACUAAAUUUGACCCAAGAGGAUAUUGAUGAGCAUUUUAGUGGGCCAGCAUUCCUGCCUUGGUUGAGAAUGGGUAAUAUGAGAGGCUGGGGUGGUCCACUGUCAAACGCAUGGCACGUGAGAUCUUUAAUGCUACAAAAGCAAAUUCUGGGUAGAAUGAGAAGUCUAGGUAUAAUACCGGUGCUUUCAGCGUUUGCUGGCCAUUUACCAAGGGCCUUUAAAAGUUUGUACCCUGACACAAACAUGACAAAAAUGGAGGUUUGGAAUGAUUUCAACGAUACCUAUUGUUGCCCAUACUUUUUGGACCCAACUGAAGACUUGUUCAACAAGAUUGGUACCAUAUUUUUAAUAGAGCAAAUUAACGAAUUUGGAACAGACCAUGUCUACAACUGUGACAGUUUUAACGAAGUCGACCCCAGCACCAAAGAUCUAACGUAUCUACAGAAUGUUGGAAAAAGUAUAUACAAAGCUAUGACAGAUGUCGACCCAAAAUCAAUAUGGUUAAUGCAGGGUUGGCUCUUCGUCCAUAGUUUUUUCUAUUGGACCAACGAAAGAGCUAAAGCUUUACUAACUUCGAUACCAUUAGGAAAAAUGAUAGUACUAGACCUACAAUCAGAGCAAUUCCCACAAUACGAUAGAUUGCAUCAAUAUUACGGACAACCGUAUAUAUGGUGUAUGUUGCAUAACUUUGGAGGAACACUUGGUAUAUUUGGUUCUACAGAUAUUAUAAACGAGAGACCCAUACAGGCUAGAAACGCUCCAAACAGUACCAUGAUAGGUAUUGGGUUGACCCCAGAAGGUAUUAACCAAAACUACGUUGUUUAUGAUUUUAUGAUUGAAAAUGCUUGGCGUGAUAAACCAAGGGAUAAAAAAGAAUGGGUUGAAGGGUAUAUUCGAAGAAGAUAUGGGCAAAGCAACAAAACAUUGGUCAAAUCAUGGAGUAUUUUAAUGGAAACAAUUUAUAAUUACAAAUUACUUUUUAAAAUAAGGGGGCAUUACGCUAUCAGUAUAACACCGAAACUAAACUUUGAAACAUGGGCUUGGUAUAAAUCCACAGAUCUUCACGAAGCCUGGAAAGGCUUUAUAGAGUCCGCAGAUGAUUUUAAAGAUAGCCAAGGUUUUUUACACGACUUAGUCGAUAUAACAAGGCAAAGUCUACAAGUUUAUGGAGAUUAUUACUACGAGAAAUUGAAAAAGGACUUUAAAAACAAAGACUUACACUCGUUCAAUGAAUCUUCCUCUAAAUUUUUAGAGCUAUUCCCAGAUUUGCAAGAUAUAUUGGCGAGCAACAAAGACUUCCUUUUAGGAAAUUGGAUAAGGGACGCGAAAGUUUGCGCAAAUAACUCACAUAACCUGCAGGAUGAAAAAUUGUACGAAUAUAACGCCCGAAACCAGAUCACUUUGUGGGGACCUGGGGGAGAAAUUUUAGACUAUGCUAACAAACAAUGGGCAGGUGUAAUUGAUGAGUAUUUUGAAAGAAGAUGGGUUAUGUUCAUUGAGUAUGCUAUGAAAGUAUUAAGGGAUAACGAUCAUCUAAAUAAAGAUUACAUCAAAACAAAAAUAUUUAAAGAAGUUGAAGAAGCAUUCACUUUUGAUACCAGAGAAGUUCCCACAAAACCAAAAGGAAACACUAUUGAAAUAGCGAAACAAAUCCACGAGAAAUGGAGUGACCUAAAAAACGUUGAAGUUUACUCUAAAAGAAGUGGUAAAAGUUUGGAGGAAAAUUUCGUUGGGACGCAAAGUUUUUAUGAACCGAGCGUUAUAUUAAAAAAGUAAACUAUGUAAUUAUUUUUCACACGUAAACAUAAUUAUCUGACCAGCCCUUGACAGAAAAGGGCGCGACUAAAUAUAUUACCUGUUUUUUCAUUCUAUUAUCAAGGCAUGAUGGAUUGUGUAUUGAUUUUGGUUAAUAAAUUAUAUGAGAAA